Messenger RNA from Penicillium verhagenii, 2154 nucleotides. Its product is annotated as translation termination factor GTPase eRF3. NCBI's taxonomy places the organism in Eukaryota, Fungi, Ascomycota, Eurotiomycetes, Eurotiales, Aspergillaceae. Gene Ontology annotation, cellular component: translation release factor complex. The record is from RefSeq and is a predicted model, not a curated record. The coding region runs from base 1 to 2154 and encodes 717 amino acids. The transcript has 3 exons. Gene Ontology annotation, molecular function: GTPase activity; translation release factor activity; GTP binding. Gene Ontology annotation, biological process: translational termination; nuclear-transcribed mRNA catabolic process, deadenylation-dependent decay; translation.
AUGUCAAACCAGACCCCCGAAUCUUGGGAGGAUGAGCUUUCCCGGCAAGCAGAGGGUGUGAACCUGAAUGCACAGGGCCGCCCUCAACCUCAGGCACCUUCUUUCCCAACUUUCACACCUGGAGCUGCUUCCUUCACACCUGGAGCUACCUCUUUCACCCCGGGUCAACAAUACCAGCAAUACGGCGCUGGUAACCCCUACGCCCAGUACGGCCAGCAGGCUUACGGAUACCAGGGUCAGCAGCAACCCCAGCAGCAGCAGGCCUACAGCCAGUAUGGCGCAUAUGCGCAGCAGCCCGGUGGUUACAACCAAUACUACAACCAGCAGCCCGGUGGUUAUGCCCAACAGCCUCGCCAGAAUGCCUCCGCUGCCUACCAACAGGCCCCCGCCGCCGCCCCUCCUGCCCAGGCCGCUCCUAAGCCCGCUGCACCUGCCGCCGCCGCCCCGCCAAAGGCCAAGGUCCUCUCCAUUGGCGCAACCUCCUCCGCCUCUGCCCCCAAGACCAAGGUUCUCUCGAUCGGUACCCCUACCCCCCCUCCCGCUGCCGCCAAGCCGACUCCCGCGAAGGGUGAUUCUAAGGGCACAGCCGCUGCCGAGGCUGGCGCUAAGGUGACUGCCAGCAAGGCCAUUGACAAGACCGAUAAGAAGGCGGACCAGAAGGCUGCCGCCAGCGGCAACGACUCCCCUACACCAUCCUCUGGCCGUUCUAGCCCCGCUCGUGGUGCUGAGGCCGCUAAGCAGGCUCGCGCCGCAGAUGCUGUUGCCAAAGCACAGUUGGCUGAUGUCGAUGACGCUACCCUGAAGGAAAUUUACGGUGAGCGUCGUGAGCACGUCAACGUUGUCUUCAUUGGACACGUUGACGCUGGAAAGUCCACCCUGGGUGGUUCUCUCCUCUACUGCACUGGCAUGGUGGAUGACCGAACAAUGGAGAAAUACAAGAAGGAAGCCAAGGAGGCUGGCCGAGAGACCUGGUAUCUGUCAUGGGCUCUUGAUUUGACUGCCGAGGAGCGUUCUAAGGGUAAGACCGUCGAGGUUGGUCGUGCGUUCUUCAAGGUCCAGAUUCCUUCGCCCGAGGGCCCCAUUGAGCGACAGUUCUCUAUCUUGGAUGCCCCUGGUCACAAGUCCUACGUUCCUCACAUGAUUGGUGGAGCCUCCCAGGCAGACUUGGGUUGUCUCGUUAUUUCUGCCCGUAAGGGUGAGUACGAAACCGGUUUCGAGAAGGGUGGUCAGACCCGCGAGCACGCGCUACUCGCACGCAACACUGGAGUUUCGCAGCUCAUUCUAGCCGUGAACAAGAUGGACGACGUUACUGUGGAAUGGAGCAAGGCUCGUUUCGACGAGUGUACCGUCAAGGUUAUCAAGUUCCUUGAAGCCCUUGGCUACAAGAAGAGUGACAUUUACUGCAUGCCUAUCUCCGCUCAACGUACUAUCAACAUUAAGGACCGCGUUUCCAAGGACGUUUGCCCCUGGUAUGAUGGACCGUCCUUGCUUGAGUUCUUGACAGAAUUCAAGCUACCGGAGCGUAAGGUCAACGCCCCUUUCAUGAUGCCUAUCACUGCCAAGUACCGUGACUUGGGUACCAUGGCCGAGGGCCGUAUUGAAUCCGGAAUUAUCAAGAAGAACGGCAACUAUCUCAUGAUGCCCAACAGAACCGAGGUCUCAGUUGCUGCCCUUUAUGGUGAAACCGAAGAUGAACUCGCUACUGCGAAGGUCGGUGACCAGGUUCGUCUUCGUCUGCGUGGUGUGGAAGAAGAUGAAUUCUUCCCCGGCUUUGUUCUUUGCUCUCCCAAGCGUCCCGUCAACUGUGUGUCUGCUUUCGAAGCCAAGAUUCGUAUUUUGGAUCUUAAGAACAUUCUCACUGCCGGCUUUAACUGUGUCCUUCACGUACACUCUGCUGUCGAGGAGGUUACCUUCGCCGCUCUUCUCCACAAGCUUGAGCCCGGCACUGGACGUAAGAGCAAGCGCCCCCCUGCUUUUGUCAACAAGGGUCAGACCAUUAUUGCCCGUCUCGAGGUAACUUCGACUGCUGGUGCAGUUUGUGUUGAGAAAUACGACGAGUACCAACAGCUCGGACGGUUCACUCUUCGUGACCAGGGUCAAACCAUCGCUAUUGGUAUGGUUACCAAGCUCAUUUUCUCCGAUACCGAACAGUAA